AUGAAGCUGAUUGUGACAGUCGUCCUAUGUACCAUGGUGAUAAUUCUGCAGCAAACUGCAGCCCAAGACUAUUGCAGUGCCCCAGAAUGUAGUUCUGGAGCCAACCUAGACCCGUACGCCUGCAACUGUGUCAACUUCACCAAGUCUACUUGCCCCAAUGACACUUCGGAGAUUGUGGAUUCCUACGGUCGUUGCUCCUGCCAGGCUGCUGUCCACCCAGAGUGCGAUGCAGGCUACACGCUCAAUCCUGAUGCCUGCAUAUGCAAGAUCAGGGUUCCCCCGACCUGUCCAAAUGGGACCUACCUCACUCCGCGGAAUGCGCAGUGCAUCGGGAUCGACGAGCCAACUUGUCCCGAAGGCUUCAGCAAAGUUGGGUGUAAGUGCAUAAAGGAGGUUGGUCGCCAGUGCCAAAACGGGGAGCUGGCCGCAAAUGAUUGCAAGUGUAAAAAUGUGUAUCCACCGAGGUGCUCGGGGCGUGGCUGUUCUCUGAACAACACCAACGGAGAGUGUACUUGCGAAAGAGACGACCCACAUCAAAUCCAGUGUUACUACUCCAGAAGGUGUGGCGGCCAAACCUAUUAUGUCUCUGACAUAGCCGAAUGUUGCUACCGCUGGCCCGAAGACUAUGAUGGGGAUGACAGCCAGAGUCCCCCGCAUACCCGGCAGUACCUGAAAUAUUAUUACUCCUACCGCAGCCAAUAUGACCGGUGCUACCCUUGUGCUUACUACCACUACUACCGUGGAUAAUCGAGAGGAAAACUAUUUUGGACUAAAAAUACGGACUGGACUCAGAGCUAUGAACUUUAUACAGCGCAUGAUAUAUUAUACACAUGAUUAGCUACUAUGAACUUUGAUGCAUUAUUGUACAUAAAGUUUUGAAGCAGACAACAGGAAAAGAUGGCUAAACUUAGAUAAAAAGUUGCUCAUCAUUGUAGAAUACUCCUAUUAAUUGAGCUAUAUAGAAACACUGAAUAUUUGCUGGAAAAGCAUAAGGGGACGGAAAAUACAACAGAGAUUGAAACCUUUCUUGAGUUUGCAGAGUUCUUGAUUUUCUCAAUAACUCUUAUUGGGAGAAAUAAGAAUCUAAAUACGUAUUGGACUUUGAACACAUCAUGUAU
Molecule: messenger RNA, 1118 nt
Organism: Geodia barretti
Lineage: Eukaryota; Metazoa; Porifera; Demospongiae; Tetractinellida; Geodiidae
Source: the annotation of a GenBank genome assembly